GUUCUUAUUCACCUGGAAACUACUGGAGCGCAAAAUUCGAAAGCGAUGAGCUCCAUCUCGUUCUUGAUGCAACAGUUUGCGCGGGCCGCGCCACCGCAGCAUGUGUCUGGUCGUGCCGCUCGUGGUCUCUUUGCCGGCCGCGACAAGCGAUUCGGUAACAAUGUGUCGUUUUCACAGCGUAAGACGCGUCGCGCUUGGAAGGUCAAUGCCCAACACAAGGCGCUGUACAGCGAAGCGUUGGACGAAAAGAUCCCGUUGCACGUGACUGCGCACACCCUGCGAUGCGUAGAUAAGGCCGGUGGCUUGGACAACUACCUCAUGAGCAUUACGUCGAUGGCCGAGCUUGGAACGAAGGGGUCCUUGGCGCGAUACCGUAUCUCUGAAGCUCUGCGAAGCGCUCGAUUGAACCCAGCAGGUGAAGUCGUUGAAACCGCGACGAACUAAAGGCCUGCCGGGGAAUUGAAAUAGUUUGUACCAUGUAAACGCGAUAGAUAUACACGUUUGGCAUUGGUGCGCCUGCAUUGAACGUAGCCUUGUCGAGCUCAUCCUGUACGCAACACCGAC
This is a messenger RNA of Aphanomyces astaci, 564 nucleotides long. RefSeq lists its product as hypothetical. The record is from RefSeq and is a predicted model, not a curated record. Gene Ontology annotation, cellular component: mitochondrial large ribosomal subunit. Lineage: Eukaryota; Oomycota; Saprolegniomycetes; Saprolegniales; Verrucalvaceae. Bases 46 to 444 code for a protein of 132 amino acids. The transcript has a single exon. Gene Ontology annotation, molecular function: structural constituent of ribosome.